GAAACCAAACCAAACCAAAACCCAAAACUCUGCGACUUAAUUCUAUUGAGUUUCUCUCCCAAAUUAAAAAAAAUAAAAAAGAAAACGAAAAAUUAAUAAAUGGCGCCCCCAAGGAUUCUGCUAUCUGGAGAUCCCAUUGGCCAUCUAAACCAGCUUUUCAAACGCGUCUCAUCGGUUAAUAAAUCAACUGGUCCUUUUGAUGCCUUGUUAUGCGUGGGCCAAUUUUUUCCUGAAUCUUCACAAGGGUUAGAUGAGUUAACGGAGUACAUUGACGGAAGGAAGAAUAUUCCGUUACCUACUUACUUUAUUGGUGAUUAUGGAGCUGGUGCCGUUAAGGUUUUGUCAGCAGCUGCUAAAGAGACUGGGAAUCAAGGGUUUAAAAUGGAUGGUUUGAAAAUUACAGAUAAUUUAUUUUGGUUGAAAGGCAGUGGCAAAUUCACUCUCCAUGGUUUGUCUGUGGCAUACUUAUCUGGUAGGAAAUCAUCAAGUGGUCAAAUGUAUGGAACAUACAGUCAAGAUGAUAUUGAUGCACUCCGGGCCUUGGCCGAGGAACCUGGAAUCAUUGACAUAUUCCUAACUAACGAAUGGCCCAGUGGAAUCUUGAAUCGAGCUUCAACAACUGAUAUUCCUCCGGGAAUAUUGGAUUCGCCUGGUGGUGAUGCGACAAUAUCUGAGUUAGUUGCAGAGAUUAAGCCCCGGUACCAUGUUACAGGAACUAAGGGUGUAUAUUAUGCUCGUGAACCAUAUCUAAAUGUUGAUGCUGUACACAUAACCCGUUUUAUAGGAUUAGCGGCAGUAGGAAAUGCAUCUAAACAGAAAUUUAUUCAUGCGAUUUCUCCAACUCCAGCAUCUACCAUGUCUUCUAAUGAGAUAUCUACUAAACCACCAAAUACUACCUUAUCUCCUUAUACAUAUGUGGAAAAGGAACCCGAAAAAAGAUCUUCUGAUGUGGCAAAUGAUCCACAGUAUUGGCGAUACGAUGUCUCGAAACGGCAAAAAGUUGGAGGCGGUGACACUCAAAAGUUGUGUUUUAAAUUUAUUUCUUCUGGUGAUUGUCCACGAGGAGAUAAAUGCCAUUUUUUUCAUGAUAUGGAUGCAAGGGAACAAUCUAUGAGGGGUGUAUGCUUUGAGUUUUUGAAUAAAGGAAAAUGUGAAAGAGGAGAUUGCAACUAUAAGCACAGUUUGCAGGAAGAAAGAAGCAGGUCAAAGGAAUGCUGGUUUUGUCUAUCAAGUCCAAAUGUGGAGUCACAUUUAAUCACAAGUGUUGGUGAAAAUUGCUACUGUGCGCUUGCUAAAGGACCACUAGUUCAAGAUCAUAUACUCAUACUACCGAUUGAGCAUCUACCCAAUACUCUAUCUUCACCCCAAGAAUGUGAGAUCGAGUUCGUUAAAUUUCAAAAUAGUCUUAAAGCUUAUUUUAAGAGCCACAAAAAAGAAGUUGUGUUCUUCGAGUGGGUUUACAUAAAAACAAGUCAUGCUAAUCUUCAGGCUAUCCCGAUACCUUUAAACAGAGCAUCUGCUCUUCAGGAUAUUUUCAAUUUAGCUGCUGAAAAGUUGGGAUUCGAGUUUAUGGUUUUAAAAAGUGACAGAAGUUCUGAGGGACGAAAAUUGCUACGAGCUCAAUUUAAUGAAAAGUGCAGUUUAUUCUAUGUGGAACUCCCUGGAGGUAUAAUAUUAUCGCAUGUUGUGGAAGAAAACGAGAAAUUUCCAGUGCAGUUUGGCCGUGAGGUUUUGGCAGGUUUGUUGAAUAUGGCAGAUAGAGCGGAUUGGCGGAAUUGUAAGCUUAGCAAAGAAGAAGAAAUAAAAAUGGUGGAAAGAUUUAAAAACAGUUUUGAAGAAUAUGAUCCAAAUAAGUGAUACUAAAAUUAUUAAAUGUAUCUUGGUUGUGCAUUGAAUGAUGCUUUUACAACUUGAUGUUUGUAUUAGCAUAUUGUGUUAUGAUCCAGAAAGUUUUGUCUAGAUUUAGUAAUAUUAUCGUUAUAUUUUUUCGGCUU
Erigeron canadensis is the source of this 1994-nucleotide messenger RNA. RefSeq names its product zinc finger CCCH domain-containing protein 64. The transcript is spliced from 9 exons. Gene Ontology annotation, biological process: mRNA splicing, via spliceosome. Gene Ontology annotation, molecular function: RNA lariat debranching enzyme activator activity; metal ion binding. NCBI's taxonomy places the organism in Eukaryota, Viridiplantae, Streptophyta, Magnoliopsida, Asterales, Asteraceae. Bases 100 to 1857 code for a protein of 585 amino acids. The record is from RefSeq and is a predicted model, not a curated record. Gene Ontology annotation, cellular component: post-mRNA release spliceosomal complex.